AUGUGUGAGGUCACCUGGCUCCUGAGUAUACCACCUGAGGUCAUCUGGUUCCUGAGUAUACCACCUGAGGUCACCUGGCUCCUGAGUAUACCACCUGAGGUCAUCUGGUUCCUGAGUAUACCACCUGAGGUCACCUGGCUCCUGAGUAUACCACCUGAGGUCAUCUGGUUCCUGAGUAUACCACCUGAGGUCACCUGGUUCCUGAGUAUACCACCUGAGGUCAUCUGGUUCCUGAGUAUACCACCUGAGGUCACCUGGUUCCUGAGUAUACCACCUGAGGUCAUCUGGUUCCUGAGUAUACCACCUGAGGUCACCUGGCUCCUGAGUAUACCACCUGAGGUCACCUGGUUCCUGAGUAUACCAUCUGCGUUCAUGAUGGGGUAA
This is a messenger RNA of Homarus americanus (American lobster), 384 nucleotides long. RefSeq lists its product as uncharacterized. The transcript has a single exon. The coding region runs from base 1 to 384 and encodes 127 amino acids. The record is from RefSeq and is a predicted model, not a curated record. Lineage: Eukaryota; Metazoa; Arthropoda; Malacostraca; Decapoda; Nephropidae.